Molecule: messenger RNA, 2473 nt
Organism: Spodoptera littoralis (African cotton leafworm)
Lineage: Eukaryota; Metazoa; Arthropoda; Insecta; Lepidoptera; Noctuidae
Source: the annotation of a GenBank genome assembly
CCGAACAUUCGAAGGUGCAUGUAAGUAGGAGGGCUAAAGCUCCCACAUGCCAUAAUAACAAUCUUGCCGUAAGACAUUCUGCGAUAUUCUUCACUCAACACUAUUUUAUAAUAUCUCUACUUUUCAACUAAACACAUAUCACAACAAAUUCGCACUCCGCGAUUCUAUCCCUUCAUUGAUUCAACUUGAGAAUGCUACAAAAUUCAAUGUGAACAAAUUGUUACGAAAUCUUAAGGAAUUAUGUGUCAUUUUUGCUCGAUCGGGUAAAGUCAUGGAAAAAAAUUACCAAUCCACGCAGUAUAUUUUCUGUACAAGCGCAUAAUGUUUCAGUAAUUUAUUUCUACCGAUUUCAAUUCAUAACAUAUUUUAGCAGGCAUCUAAACUACACAUUUUUAUUCAUAAAUAUUUAAAUAUUGUAGUCGGAAAGAGUGGUUUUUAUGUAUUUUUUAAUGAGAUCAAAUUGUUGACGUAUAACGGAAUAAAUAUAAGGUUACAAAAUCAAAAAGUCAGGUCUACACACAAAAAUGCGUAAUUAUUGAAGUUCUCUUGAAACGUUAGCUUUGCAAUAUUGAUAGAUUUAAUUGACAUUGACAGAAUUGACAUUUUGUCUUUCAAAUUUUAUUCUGCUGCUCGUUUGUGGUUAUUAUCACAGUCCUAUCGAGUUUAUUUUAUUAAUUACUUAUUUAAUGAAAUGUAAAUAAAAAUGUUUGAAUGGACCGCUUGAGUGUAAUAAGCAAACAAGAGGUGAUACAAACACUAAGUUUACAAUUGAUAUCAUAACCUUUCUGAGAAUCAGCUGGGUAAACAUUUAACGAGAGAUAGCGGUAAUUUUCCUAGAAAAUGCGAAUAUCGUUACGUUUACUUUCAUCUGCUGUGCAGAAAACACCGUUUUAUAUUACUACGCCAAUAUUUUAUGUGAAUGCGGCUCCUCAUUUGGGUCACCUCUACACAGCUGUCGUAGCAGAUGCCAUACAAAGAUUUGAGAAGCUUACAAACCCUGAUUGUCGUGUGAUUUUUAGUACAGGCACAGAUGAACAUGGCACAAAGAUCCAGCAGGCCGCUGCUAAAGCCAAGCUGUCUCUCCCGGAGUACUGUACCAAUAUCUCCAAUGAGUACAAGCAGCUGUUCCGAGACUUCAAUGUGGAGUACACAGACUUUAUACGGACUACCGAGGAAAGGCAUAAGGUCGCUGUUAGACAUUUUUGGGUGAAAGUAUCAAUAGAAUCUGGCCACAAGGUGGAAUGGACGGAGGAGACGAACUACAUGUUCCGACUGAGCGCCUUCAAGUCACAUCUACAGCAGUGGCUGAAAAAUGAUGGAGUGAUAACACCGUCGAAGUUCCAGAAGCAACUACAGGAGAUGUUGGCGAACGACGCCUACCUGCCCGAUAUAUCGGUCAGCCGACCGUCCAACCGAGUGCACUGGGCUAUACGGGUACCAGAUGAUGAGGAACAGAGUAUCUACGUAUGGCUGGACGCGCUGGUGAACUACCUGACCGUGGCCGGGUACCCCGACGAGGGAGUCAUGGUGGAGCGAGGCAGACCCUGGCCCGCUGAUGUACAUGUUGUGGGGAAGGAUAUUCUCAAAUAGCCUGGGUAACUUAGCGUCAAGAUGUUGCGGCACGGCACUGAACCCGCUCCAAGAGUUCCCCGCGCUACAACCGACAGAGUUCACCCAGUUACUACAGGGGGAACACGCGGCGUUACUUGUGGAGUAUGUGGAAGCGUUGCCUGAAACAUGCUACACUCACUAUAAAAACUACCAAUUUUACAAAGCAGUGGACGCCGUAAUAAAAGUUUUGCACGUUGCCAACCUAUUCUUUGAAACCACCAAACCGUGGGAACUACGCAAAAACCCAGAAAAACAAAAAGAACUAGACGUAAUCCUACAUGUUACCAUGGAAACGCUAAGAAUAUGCGGCAUUGUACUCCAACCAAUAAUACCAGAGAUGUCGAAAAAGCUACUGGAUAAACUACAAAUUGGUAGCAAUUGUAGAAAUUGGCAACACUGCGAGACGCCAUCUUGGCGUUUGAAGGGCGCUAUUUAUGAAACUAAGCACAUUCAGAGCGGGAAGUUUGUUCUAUUUCAACGUAUUUAUGAGAAAAAAGCUCAGGUUGAGAGAAAAGUGCAGGUGGAAAAGAAAAAGCUCAAAAGAAAAAAGUUUCUGUGUAAAGUAUGUAUUCUAUAAUAAGUAGCUAGACACGGGUUUUAGAAUUGGUCAUUAUUAUUAUAUUAAGUAGUGUUUUCUCAAAGGACAGUUAUAAUCGUUUUAGUUGUUUUUUCUAAUUUGCUUUUUUUUACAGUCAAUACCAAGAUUUGAAUUAAAAAGUUUAAGAUUGCAUUUAAUAAGUGUUGCCAUUUUAAAGGUUGAUUGGUAGAAAUGUUUUAUUGUUGACUGUAUUAAAAUAAUUAUUGUUUUAUCGGGUUGUAGUGUGGUUGUUAUAUAUAAUACAUAUCCUAAUAUAAUUAUGUU